Messenger RNA from Nothobranchius furzeri (turquoise killifish), 1701 nucleotides. RefSeq names its product distal-less homeobox 2a (gene dlx2a). Gene Ontology annotation, molecular function: DNA-binding transcription factor activity, RNA polymerase II-specific; RNA polymerase II cis-regulatory region sequence-specific DNA binding. The record is from RefSeq and is a predicted model, not a curated record. Gene Ontology annotation, biological process: embryo development; negative regulation of transcription by RNA polymerase II; cell differentiation. NCBI's taxonomy places the organism in Eukaryota, Metazoa, Chordata, Actinopteri, Cyprinodontiformes, Nothobranchiidae.
UCUCACAUAAAUGCGCUCCCACCACCGACCGUGGCAGAUAAUCACAGGCCACUGCGAGGGGGACACACCUUCCGCUGAUUUUGCCUCAGUGUUGCACGGGGGAUGCGUUUUGACUCACAAAAAAAGUCCAGAUCUCCUGAGUCGUGUUUUGGCGGUUUAGUUUUUCAUUAUUUUUUUCUUUAUUUUUGCGCAUAGGUUUCCAGGCUGCUCCGCACUCAAGAUGACUGGGGUGUUUGAGAACUUAAACACUGAUAUGCAUUCGAACCAGAUUACCUCAAACAGUUACCACAGCUUGCACAAAUCGCAGGAGUCUCCGACUCUGCCGGUGUCCACAGCCACGGACAGCAGCUUUUACAACAGCCAGCAGCCCGGGCACUGCGCCGGGUCCCCAUUCGGGCAGCUCAGCUCCUACCAGUACCACGGCAGCGCGGCGGGCUCGGUGCCAUACAACGCAAAGUCUUUCGACUUAGGUUACAACUCCUCGUAUGGUGCGUACAGCUCUUAUGGCUCCAACCCCUCUCCAACUCCAGCCGAAACAGAGAAAGAAGAGAGCGAGCCAGAAAUCCGGAUGGUUAAUGGAAAACCAAAGAAGGUCAGGAAACCUCGAACCAUUUAUUCCAGCUUCCAACUGGCUGCACUGCAACGGAGGUUUCAAAAGACGCAGUACUUGGCUCUGCCAGAACGGGCCGAGCUGGCCGCCUCGCUGGGCCUUACGCAAACACAGGUCAAAAUCUGGUUCCAAAACCGCCGCUCCAAGUUCAAAAAGCUGUGGAAAAGCGGAGAAAUCCCCCCGGAGCAGCAUGUUACUUCCAGCGAAUCUCCUCCUUGCACGUCUCCGCCAACUACUUCCUGGGACUUUCCACAGACUCAAAGAAUGAACAGUGUCAACUCGAGUUUACCUCAUAGCACCAGCCCUUCCAACACGACUGCGCCUUCGUCGUUUUUGGCAAACUACUCCUGGUAUUCAACCACGAACUCUACGACGCAUCUCCAGCCUCCUCUGGUCCAGCACCACCACAACUCAGCCAUAAGCGCUGGGACGAUAUUCUGAAGUGAAGAAACAAAAACGAGGGUCUAAAUUGGACAGUAUUGUUGAAAAUAAUAAAAAUAAGUCAUGCCAACACCUUCAUUUUUAGACCUUGUGGGCUUUUGCGCACAAAAAUCUAGAAAAACCGAUGGAAUGAAACAGGUUCUUACUCACGUUUGGCACGUGAUAGACGCAGAUUUCUACAGUUAUUUUUGUAUUUAUUUAUUUUGUUUAUGUGAGGAAUGGAUGAACCACUGUUUACCCAAAGCAAUCACAGCGUGCGUGCGCGUAAGCUUGCGCAGACGUCACUUUUUCUGCCAUUCCUGCAAAACGAAACAUUGACUUCAGGAUAACCAGAUGUAGCACAAGUUAACUGUAUCGUGCCUUUUUCAAUAUGACCUCAUUUUGUUGUGCAGAACAAAAAGCGAACUGCUCAUCUUUAUUCAGUCCUCAUAUAGUUGGUUUGAAUAUAAUAAGAGUCUGGAUUCACGUUUGUAAAUAUUCCACCACAGCCUUUACACAGCCCAUGUUGACCACCGUACAAGCUACUGAUUGUCCCACUCUCUGAUUUCGUGUGUAUUCCAUUUAAUUGUAUUUUUUCCUUGUCUUAUUUAUUUUAGCAGUGUUUCCAUAUGACCAGACGUUAUUUAAAUAAAAUGUUUUCUGUGAUUUUA